CUCUCGACCUCGAUGUCUGCUCCUUCUGCUGCUCCUUCUGCUGCCCCUGCUGCUGCCCCCGCUGCAACGCCAGCCUCUGCGCCGACCACUUCUCAAGCUGGCCGACCAGCUCAUCGCACCCUCACUGUGCGCUACUACGCGGUCGAUGGGAAAAGCGGAUUGCAAAACUUCCCCAUCGUCGAACGCAAUGGAACAACGACGCUGGGCCAGUUUUUUGGGACCUUCAAUGCUGUUUGGGAGUCGACUCCCCUGCAAUGCGGUGAUUGCCCCCACUGUUGGACAACUCUUUGCGCGAAAAAGCUCGAUAAAUGCUUCACGAUCAUCCAUCGCUGCAAACACGACCGACCGGACGACAGACUGGAGGACGAGACAGCUAACGAGGCCAUCGCAAAACUUUUCGACCUCCCCAAACCUUUCUAUCCCGUCGAGGGCAAUGUAAUCGUGAUCAAGCAUCUCAACAUCCCCAUUGUGCCGUUCUCUGGACUCAAGCUGCCUCGCGACUUGCAUGCGGCCCCAGCUCAAAAUGUCGAGGAGGCGGAUAUUGCCCUCAUCGACCUUUUUGUGCGCCAGUGGGCCAAUGGCGGCCCCUUCGGGAUUCCAGUGCCGCCAGGAGCGUACGAUAUGUUGGGCCGGUGUUGUUUUGAGUAG
This is a messenger RNA of Mycena indigotica, 648 nucleotides long. RefSeq lists its product as uncharacterized. NCBI's taxonomy places the organism in Eukaryota, Fungi, Basidiomycota, Agaricomycetes, Agaricales, Mycenaceae. The coding region runs from base 13 to 648 and encodes 211 amino acids. The record is from RefSeq and is a predicted model, not a curated record. The transcript is spliced from 3 exons.